AUGGCUGUCGAUCUUUCGAGCUUUGAUCCGAAUAGUGUAGGAUUAAAAUCAAACAAUAUAUUUGGACUGCCUUUUAAAGAGGACGAAGCAGCCCUGGUGCUGCUGCCCGUGCCCUGGGAAGUGACCGUCUCUUACCGCCAGGGAACCGCCCGUGGUCCUGAACACAUUUUUGAUGCUUCUAUGCAGAUAGAUCUGUACGACCCGGAUGUGGCGGAUGGCUGGAAGAAAGGGUUUUACAUGCUGCCGGUAGACCGUAAUAUCCGCAAAAAAAGCGACUAUUUACGCCAAUGUGCCGAACUGAUCAUCUCCCAUUUGGUCGAUGGCGGUCGUGUAGAGGAUAAUGAGCAGCUCAGCGAAAAACUGGAUGAGGUGAACAAUGGCGGUCUUUUACUCUAUAACUGGGUGAAGGAAAUGACCGGCCGCCUGCUCAAAGAAGGUAAAAAAGUAGGGCUUAUUGGUGGGGACCACAGCACGCCGCUUGGUUUUAUCAGCGCACUGAGCGAAGUGCAUAAAGAGUUUGCCGUAUUACAGAUAGAUGCCCACGCGGAUCUCCGCGAAGCCUAUGAGGGUUUUACCUAUUCGCAUGCCUCCAUCAUGUACAAUGUGCUGAAGCAGAUACCGGCCGUUAAGAAAUUGGUACAAGUAGGCAUCCGUGAUUAUUGCGACGAGGAGCUGGACAUGAUCGCAGGCAGCGGCAAGCGCGUGGUUACCUUCUUUGAUAAAGAUAUUAAGGAGCAGCAGUAUGAAGGCCGUACCUGGAAGCAGAUCUGUGAUGAUAUUAUUGCUGAGCUGCCCCAGAAAGUUUAUAUCUCUUUCGAUAUAGACGGGCUUGAUCCGAAGCUUUGUCCGGGUACCGGCACACCGGUUCCCGGUGGUUUUGAGCUGGAGCAGAUUUUUUACCUGUUCAAGCAGGUGAAAGCCAGCGGCCGUGAGCUGAUCGGCUUUGACCUGAAUGAAGUAUCGGCGGGGGAAAGCAGUGGUAGCAUUGAUGCGAUUGUGGGCGCGCGGGCGCUUUAUAAGCUGUGUAAUUUUAUGGUGGGGUAA
Messenger RNA from Ostertagia ostertagi, 1044 nucleotides. Lineage: Eukaryota; Metazoa; Nematoda; Chromadorea; Rhabditida; Trichostrongylidae. The record is from the annotation of a GenBank genome assembly.